Molecule: messenger RNA, 2538 nt
Organism: Aspergillus novofumigatus IBT 16806
Lineage: Eukaryota; Fungi; Ascomycota; Eurotiomycetes; Eurotiales; Aspergillaceae
Product: beta-glucosidase
Exons: 10
Coding region: 1-2538 (845 amino acids)
Biological process (GO): glucan catabolic process
Molecular function (GO): beta-glucosidase activity
Source: RefSeq, a predicted model, not a curated record
AUGAGGUUCGGUUGGCUAGAGGUCGCCGCUCUGACGGCUGUUUCUGUAGCUAAUGCUCAGGAAUUGGCUUUCUCUCCACCAUUCUACCCUUCACCUUGGGCUGAUGGCCAGGGAGAGUGGGCGGAUGCCCAUCGGCGCGCUGUCGAGAUCGUUUCUCAGAUGACACUGGCGGAGAAGGUUAACCUUACAACGGGUACUGGAUGGGAAAUGGACCGAUGUGUCGGUCAAACCGGCAGCGUUCCCAGACUUGGUAUCAACUGGGGUCUUUGUGGCCAGGAUUCCCCUUUGGGUAUCCGUUUCUCUGAUCUCAAUUCCGCCUUCCCUGCUGGUACUAAUGUCGCCGCGACGUGGGACAAGACACUCGCCUACCUUCGUGGAAAGGCCAUGGGUGAGGAAUUCAACGACAAGGGCGUGGACAUUCUGCUGGGGCCUGCUGCUGGUCCUCUCGGCAAAUACCCCGACGGUGGUCGAAUCUGGGAAGGCUUCUCUCCUGAUCCGGCUCUCACCGGUGUACUUUUCGCCGAAACUAUCAGGGGUAUCCAAGAGGCUGGUGUGAUUGCUACUGCCAAGCAUUACAUCCUGAAUGAACAGGAGCAUUUCCGACAGGUUAGCGAGGCCCAAGGAUAUGGGUACAACAUCACGGAGACUCUCAGCUCCAACGUGGAUGACAAGACCAUGCACGAGUUGUACCUUUGGCCCUUUGCAGAUGCUGUGCGCGCUGGCGUUGGCGCUGUCAUGUGUUCCUACAACCAGAUCAAUAACAGCUACGGUUGCCAAAACAGUCAGACUCUCAACAAGCUCCUCAAGGCCGAGCUGGGCUUCCAGGGCUUCGUCAUGAGUGAUUGGAGCGCUCACCACAGCGGUGUCGGCUCUGCCCUCGCUGGGUUGGAUAUGUCGAUGCCCGGAGACAUUACCUUCGACGACGGCCUCUCCUUCUGGGGCACGAACCUGACUGUCGGUGUUCUUAACGGCACCAUUCCGGCUUGGCGUGUCGAUGACAUGGCUGUUCGUAUCAUGACCGCGUACUACAAGGUUGGCCGUGACCGUCUCCGUAUUCCCCCUAACUUCAGCUCCUGGACCCGGGAUGAGUACGGUUGGGAGCAUUUUGCUGUCUCCGAGGGAGCCUGGACCAAGGUCAACGACUUUGUCAAUGUGCAGCGCAGUCACUCCCAGAUCAUCCGUGAGAUUGGCGCGGCUAGUACAGUGCUCUUGAAGAACAAGGGUGCUCUUCCUUUGACCGGCAAGGAGGUUAAAGUGGGUGUUCUCGGCGAAGACGCUGGUUCCAACCCGUGGGGUGCUAACGGCUGCCCCGACCGCGGCUGUGACAACGGCACUCUUGCUAUGGCCUGGGGUAGUGGUACUGCUAACUUCCCUUACCUUGUUACCCCGAGCAGGCUAUCCAGCGCGAGCCAGAUAGCAGAUGUCGCAUCUCAAUCCAGCGUGUCUUUGGUUUUUGUCAACGCAGACUCCGGUGAGGGGUUCAUCAACGUCGACGGCAACGAGGGUGACCGCAAAAAUCUCACUCUUUGGAAGAAUGGCGAAGCCGUCAUUGACACUGUUGUCAGCCACUGCAACAACACGAUUGUGGUUAUUCACAGUGUCGGGCCCGUCUUGAUCGACCGGUGGUAUGACAACCCCAACGUCACCGCCAUCAUCUGGGCCGGCUUGCCCGGUCAGGAGAGUGGCAACUCCCUGGUCGACGUGCUCUAUGGCCGUGUCAACCCCAGCGCCAAGACUCCAUUCACCUGGGGCAAGACUCGCGAGUCUUACGGUGCUCCCUUGCUCACCGAGCCUAACAAUGGCAACGGCGCUCCCCAGGAUGAUUUCAAAGAGGGCGUCUUCAUCGACUACCGUUACUUUGACAAGCGCAACGAGACCCCCAUUUAUGAGUUUGGCCAUGGCUUGAGCUACACCACCUUUGGUUAUUCCCACCUCCGGGUUCAGGCCCUCAAUAGUUCGAGUUCGGCCUAUGUCCCGACUAGCGGAGAGACCAAGCCUGCGCCAACUUAUGGAGAGAUCGGUAGUGCCGCCGACUACCUGUAUCCCGAGGGUCUCAAGAGAAUCACCAAGUUUAUUUACCCUUGGCUCAACUCGACCGACCUCGAGGAAUCUUCGGACGACCCGAACUACGGCUGGGAGGACUCGGAGUACAUUCCCGAAGGCGCUACGGAUGGUUCUCCUCAACGCCUCCUGAAGGCUGGCGGCGCUCCUGGUGGCAACCCUACCCUUUAUCACGAUCUUGUUAGGGUAUCGGCUACCAUCACCAACACUGGCAACGUCGCCGGUUAUGAAGUCCCUCAAUUGUAUGUUUCCCUAGGCGGACCGAAUGAGCCUCGGGUCGUUCUGCGCAAGUUCGACCGAAUCUUCCUGGCUCCUGGGGAGCAAAAGGUCUGGACCACGACUCUUAACCGUCGUGAUCUCGCCAACUGGGAUGUGGAGGCUCAGGACUGGGUCAUCACCAAGUACCCCAAGAAAGUGCACGUCGGCAGCUCGUCGCGUAAGCUGCCUCUGAGAGCGCCUCUGCCCCCUGUCCACUAG